This is a messenger RNA of Psilocybe cubensis, 1320 nucleotides long. RefSeq lists its product as uncharacterized. Gene Ontology annotation, molecular function: heme binding; oxidoreductase activity, acting on paired donors, with incorporation or reduction of molecular oxygen; monooxygenase activity. The transcript is spliced from 8 exons. NCBI's taxonomy places the organism in Eukaryota, Fungi, Basidiomycota, Agaricomycetes, Agaricales, Agrocybaceae. The coding region runs from base 1 to 1320 and encodes 439 amino acids. The record is from RefSeq and is a predicted model, not a curated record.
AUGCCAGAAUCUACGACACUGGUGUAUGUCUUUAUGGGCAUGUUCGGACUCAAGAUGUUUAUUGAUUAUAUCAAUCGUUCUGCAUCCCGUGGUCCCUACCCUCCUGGUCCACCUCCCAAGCCACUGGUGGGAAAUGCAUUCGAUUUCCCUACAGCGUGGCCUGCCGAUGGCUAUAUAGAAUGGGGCAAGAAAUACAAUAGUACCGUGGUAUCUGCAGAGGCUCUGGGAAAUCGUAUUAUUGUCGUCAACAAGCGAGAAGAUGCCAUUGAGUUAUGCGAAAGGAGGGCUAAGCUAUACUCUGAUAGACCCUAUAUCCCAAUCUUGAAUCGGCUUUCAAUAUCCCUUACGAUGGAAAUGAUGUAUGGGAUCGAAAUAAAAUCGGCGGAUGAGCCGUGUAUAGCUUUAGCGCACAAGGCUGUCAAGCUUGGGACGGAUUUACUUAUGCCAGGCGGUAGCCUAGCUAAUAUUGUCCCUGUCCUUCGACAUAUUCCAGCUUGGUUUCCUGGUGCUACUUCGUUAAGAAAGGCGGACAUGAUUGGCCGUAUGACAGAGGAGGUGAUCAGGAUUCCAGUGGAUCAAGUAAAGGCAAAUUUCAAUUUCUGUGAGCAGGAAGAAGGGAAGGCUGCUCCAUCAUUUUUUACAAAUUUUAUUGAGAAGAAGCAAACACUCGGUGCUUCAAAUGAAGAGGAAGAAAUAAUACGCAAUAUUGCCUAUACAGUCAAUGGCGCCGCGUCAGAUACGACAAUAUCGUCUACUGGUUCAUUUUUCUACCUCAUGGCAGCAAACCCCGAUGUACAAAGGAAGGCGCAGGAAGAGAUCGACGGCCUGACAGGCUCCAAACGGCUUCCUACGUUGGAGGAUAGGAAGUCGCUACCAUUCGUUGAGGCCAUAUAUCGUGAAGUCAUGAGAAUGAGACCUCCAUUGCCUCUUGGUGUACCGCAUCGCGUAACCGAGGACAAUUACUACAAGGGAUAUUUAAUUCCUAAAGGUCUGAACAGUAUCUGUGACAUCUCCAGGGCAAUGACACAUGAUGAAGAAGACUAUCCUGAACCAUAUACUUUCAAGCCAGAGAGAUUUUUUGAUGAAAACGGAAAGUUGAUUGGCGAUGACCGUGUUAUAGCAUAUGGGUUCGGCCGCCGGAUUUGUGUUGGAAAACACAUGGCGAGCUCAACAUUAUGGCUUAUGAUGGCCUCCGUUCUUGCUUGUUUCAAUAUUGUUAAAGCCAAAGACGAAAAUGGCAAUGAAAUUGAUAUCAACCAUGAAAUUGAAGAUUUGGGUCUAAUGCAGUACGUAUUUGUCAACAACUUCGCAUGGGUUUGA